AUGUAUUUUAACAAAACUUUUAUCACAACAAUCCUUAUUCGAUCUUUACUAACGGAGUCCAAUGAAUCAUGGUUAGCAACGAUUAAUCAUACAAGGUCAAUUGAGCAUGUGAGAAAGAACAUCCCACGUCCUCUUCUCCAGCGUAGACUGGACAAGACCUUGAAAGUUGAAACCCAAGCUGCAGUUCUUUCAGGACCGGGUCUCACUGGCUCCGACCUGGGUAACUUCAUUUCCAAGCAUUCUCAUUUCUUGUGUUACAGCUUGGAGAAAACGGUGAGACCUUGUGUUGAUAUUAUCAAGAAAGCCCUGGUAAACGAUAGAAACAAUCAGGAUUUGAUUCGGGUUCUGCGGAGGCCCUAUUGGGUCACCGCGAAACCGGUAUCGAGGUUGAGAUGUAACAUUGCCUUCUUGGAGAGCUGUGGCAUCGUUGAGCCCCAGCUAGCAAUACUUCUGAGGACCCGGCCUUGGCUUUUCUUUUUGCAGGAGCCGGCUCUCAGGAACCUGGUUUCGAGGGUUGUGGACAUGGGUUUUCCGAUUGGUUCUAGGAUGUUGGUUCAUGCUUUGUUUACUGUUAGUGGGAUGAGUGGUGAGACCUUUAGUAGGAAGAUUGAGUUGUUUCAAACUUUUGGGCUUUCAGAGGAUGAGUUUAGUUGGCCUACUUGUUUGUCGUACAGCAUGGGGAAGAGAAUCAUCCCUCGGUACAAAGUUUUACAGCUUAUAAAGCGCAAGAGGCCGUUAGAGAAGGAGCCAAGUUUACUUAACGUAUUGGAUUAUUCGGAAGAGGAGUUUCUAGAGAAAUUGGAAUAUAGGUUUAGGGAUGAUGCAAAGGAACUUUUGGUGGCUUACAAGGGCAUCACUUUGGAUUCUUGA
Molecule: messenger RNA, 870 nt
Organism: Rhododendron vialii
Lineage: Eukaryota; Viridiplantae; Streptophyta; Magnoliopsida; Ericales; Ericaceae
Exons: 3
Coding region: 1-870 (289 amino acids)
Biological process (GO): chloroplast organization; regulation of DNA-templated transcription
Cellular component (GO): chloroplast
Molecular function (GO): double-stranded DNA binding
Source: RefSeq, a predicted model, not a curated record